This is a messenger RNA of Sipha flava (yellow sugarcane aphid), 1432 nucleotides long. RefSeq names its product tubulin delta chain-like. The record is from RefSeq and is a predicted model, not a curated record. Gene Ontology annotation, cellular component: microtubule; cytoplasm. The transcript has a single exon. Bases 50 to 1291 code for a protein of 413 amino acids. Gene Ontology annotation, molecular function: structural constituent of cytoskeleton; GTP binding. Gene Ontology annotation, biological process: microtubule cytoskeleton organization; mitotic cell cycle. Lineage: Eukaryota; Metazoa; Arthropoda; Insecta; Hemiptera; Aphididae.
UCCUAAUAGAUUUUUUUUUACUUAUAUUUAAAUUUAUGAAUUUAAUGAAAUGUCUGUACUAACCAUUUGUUUUGGCACUUGUGGAGUACGCUUUAUCCACAGUUUUUAUUCUACAAUUUUUAAUGACAAUAACAUUCCUGAUCCAAUUAUUUCUAAAAAUGUAAAUAAAGAAUAUAAACAUAUGAGUGAAUCAAACUUUUUUGAAUUAAAAUCAAAUGGUUUUUUGGAACCCAGGUCUGUUUUAAUUGAUAUUGGUAAUCCAAAUAUUGGUGAUGCCCUUAGACAAUAUAAUAGUUGUCAAUGGGGAUUUGGACAAAAUGCAUUAGAGUUUAAUUUUGUUGAAGGUUCAACAAAUAACUGGUCGUAUUGCUAUUAUAUAAAAGGUCCUGAAAUGUUUGAAGACGUUUGUAGUAGGUUAAAAACUGAAAUAAAUAAAAUAGAUAAAAUUGAAUACUUUUUAAUAAUAUUGUCACCAUCAGGUGGAUGUGCAGGAUCUGCCUGUUUUAUUCUUGAAAAAUUAAAACAUGAUUAUCCUAAAAUAUCAUUUAUUUUAGUUCUCAUCAUGCCAUAUCAGUCUAAAGAUGCUAUCCAAAAUUAUAAUAUUUCAUUCACUAUUAACAAACUAUAUAAUUUAACAGAAUGUAUUUUCUUAUUUGAAAAUUCAGUUUUGCAUAAAGUUUGUCAAGAUGGCCAUUCAGAUGCCAAAGUUUUAUUUGAUGAUUUGAAUGAAAUAGGCAGUAAACAGUUGAUAUCUGUAUUUCAACCUGUAGAAAAUCAAACAUUUCCUUAUUUUCUUUCUCUUGUGCCCAAUCAAAAAUAUAAACUUUUAAAGUUAUUAUCUUCUCCAAAUUAUAGAAAAGAAUAUUCUUCUUAUGAAUCAACUCCGAGAUGGGAAGCAAUUGUAAAUCAAAGUAUACGUUCCUUGAAUAUAUCCCCUUGUGUUUCUUCUGGAAAUUUGGUUGUAUAUCGAGGUAGUACAUCUAAUCCAAUUAAUUUGAAUUUUGCUGAAAAGUUGAAUAAUAUAACUUUUUCUAAUAGUAUUUUAGAGGAAAACAAAUUUUUGCAACUAUUUCAACCAAGGCAUUUUAUGGGUUCCAAAUAUUUAAGUGUUUUGUCAAAUAAUUCGACUAAUGUAUCGGUUUUAAACAAUGUAGUAAAAUUAGCCUCGCGAGCUUUUUCACAUAAAGCAUUUGUACAUCAUUAUACCCAAUAUAAUACAAAUAUUAAUGAUUUUAAAGAUGUGUUUUCUAAUGUAAACCAAAUAAUUAAAGACUACUAUGAGCUAGAGUGAUUUUUAUUUUUAGUUUUUAUACUAGUUUUUUUUUUUUUUUUCAUUUAUCAAUUUGUAGAUCUCAACAUAAAUAUGUUAAUUUUUCUAGUCAGUUUUCACAUGUUAGACUUAUAUGUUCCUAGCUAUUCUUUUCACUUUUAU